AUGCAUAUUGUUUUUGUAUUUCGAUAUCAUAUUUUUUUUUACACCAGAUGCAGUAUUCCUUUCUUUACAAAUGAUACAUUCGAAACGCAGGGGAGACGUCACGAGGUAUUUGUUAACAAGACCAUACCGAUGGUUGUUGAAGGGGAUGAUAUGUCCGCAUAUUCACAAUGUGAAAUAUACAAAACUUCUUUAAAUACAUCAUACUCAGCUUUGAAUAUGCCGCCUUCAAAUACAAGUACAGAGCAGUGCAACAAAUGGGUGUACGACAGCAGUGUUUUAAAGGACACCUUUAUUACACAGGCAAAUCUUGUGUGCAAGAGGGUGAUAGCCCGAGCAAACGCCAACAUGAUCUACUUCAGUGGUAAGAUGACAGGUGCUUUAGUUUUAGGGCUUUUGUCCGAUAGGUUCGGUCGGAAGAAAGUAUUGAUUAUUAGUACAUUAAUGCAUGUAGGCGGUGCGUUUGGAUCUGCUUUCGCUACGGAUUACAUCUUUUUCGUUGCCAUGAGGUUUAUCAUUGGAGUUUCAUGUACAGGAAUGUACAGCUCGUCGUUUGUUUUAGGAAUGGAACUUGUGAUUCCAUCAAAGCGAGUUGCGGCUAGCUACAUGCUAGAUAUGGCAUGGUGUGUAGGACUAUACAUCUUGUGUUUUCUUGCCUUCGUCACACGCAGCUGGGACAUGAUCCUUCUAGUCAUGGCUUCACUGACGGUGCUUCUCUUUGUGUGUUUAUGGAUAAUACCAGAAUCGCCAAGAUGGUUGAAGUCAAAAGGUCGGUUUAUCGAGGCCAAUGCUGUUAUUCUGAAAUGGGAAACCAUUAAUGGUAAAAAAGCACUUACUGAUACUUCUUCAAGUAAAAAUACCAAAGAUGACAUUGAACCUGAGAGUGUUCUCAAAAUGUGCACUAUACCUAACUUGUUGAUAAGAACCCUCCUCAUUUACUUGAACUGGUUUGUUAUCAUUAUGGUUAACUUUGGAAUCAGCUUAAAUGUUGGGAAUAUGGAUGGAGAUUUAUUUGUGAAUUUUGCGAUAAUCAGCAGCAUGGAAAUGUUAGCAUACACGUUCUGUUUCCUUUUGCUCAACAAAACAGGCCGAAAACGCCUUCUGGUAGGAACAUUGUUCUUCUGUGGCGGAGCCUGUAUUCUAUCAGUGUUUGUCAUGUUGUUUUUUGACAAAUCGUUAUAUUGGAUCACGUUGGUUUUGUCUUAUAUCGGUAAGUUUGGAAUUACUGCCUCGCAUUCUAUCAUCUAUGUUUGGUCAGCAGAACUAUUUCCGACAAAGGUUCGAAACUCUGGAAUCGGUACGAGCAGUGUAGUUGGCUUUGCAGGAAGCAUGACUUCACCAUAUAUCUCUGACUUGGGAAAGUAUGUACAUGGUUCAUUCGGGGAGGUUUUGCCGCAGGUUAUAUUUGGAGCUUGUUCUGUCAUAGCUGGUAUGACGUCACUUCUUCUCCCGGAAACCAAUGGAAAAGCACUUCCGGAAACUGUGUUUGACGCUGUCCAAUUUGGAAAGAAAAAAGCGGACGACAGGAAUAGCCGGUUAAACUGUUUCUAUACUAAUGAUGCAUUUAACAAAGAUGAGCUGACAGGCGAAGUGUAGUGCUGAACAAACAUCUUAAAACUUAAAAAUUAUAAUUGAGCCGUGUCACGACAAAACCAACAUAAUGGGUUUGCGACCAGCAUGGAUCCAGACCAGCCUGCGCAUCCGCGCAGUCUGAUCAGGAUCCAUGCUGUUCACUUACAAACCCUAUAACAAGUAAAGAAACUGAUAGCGAACAGCAUGGAUCCUGAUCAGACUGCGUGGAUGCGCAGGCUGGUCUGGAUCCAUGCUGGUCGCAAACCCAUUAUGUUGGUUUUGUCGUGACACGGCUCAUAUUUUAUCAUGAUGCGUGCGUGUCGCGCUUAUAUGUUUACUUUCUGAUUUGAAUUUGGCGUUUAGAACACUUUCUUGGAGCGUCCAAUAAAAACAUUAAAGACACGUGACAAUUGUAUUACUAACGUGAGUCUUUUGGAACCGUGAAGCAUUACAUUAAAAAACAGGACAUUUAUUUAAAUACAACUUAAAGACUGGCUUAAAUGUUGGAGGCUAGAUAGACUAGCUACUGCGCACGUCCCAAGCACUGACACAACGAUUAGAUGCAAUAUAUUAUAAAUAAUCUUGUCAUGGUGUAAAUAGGCUAAUGUAUGUACACAAUCUAAUUAAAAUCAGCCAUAAAUAACGUUCCGCUUUUAGAUGUAACCGUGACCACAUACGAAAUCAUUUCUGGUGACCUUUCAUACAGCCAAUCAUCGGCGAGCUUUCAU
Molecule: messenger RNA, 2297 nt
Organism: Ruditapes philippinarum (Manila clam)
Lineage: Eukaryota; Metazoa; Mollusca; Bivalvia; Venerida; Veneridae
Product: organic cation transporter protein-like
Exons: 10
Coding region: 1-1593 (530 amino acids)
Biological process (GO): transmembrane transport
Cellular component (GO): membrane
Molecular function (GO): transmembrane transporter activity
Source: RefSeq, a predicted model, not a curated record